CAGAGGUGAGUUUGUAAGGGCGGGAGAAGAAGCAGACACAGAAAUUCCAGAGAUUUUUGGACGGAUUUGGAGAGGCAACGCAAUGGAAAACGCCAUGGAAAUCGUUCCUCCUUCUUCAGAGCACCUCGACCUCGACCUCGACACCAUUCGCAGUCGAGCAAAAGAGCUUGAAGAAAUGCUUAGUAGUUUGGAAGACAAUGAUUCGGAGUUGUUCCAUUCGGAUUUGGAGAAAUUAGUGAAGGAUUGUGCUCUUAAGUUCCAGAGCAGAAUGGAGGAAAUAGGAUCGGAGUGGUCAGAUGUUAGUUUCUUGGAAGAUAAAGACUUUGACGCAUGCUUGGAACACUUGGGCGAGGAGCUUAACCUCGUGGAAGCUGAAAAUAGCAGAAUGUCUGAAGAAAUUGAGAUUCUUACAAGAACCUAUGCUGAAGAUUCCAAUCAGUUGGAAAUUGAACUUGAAGGUUUGAAAAGUGCAAUGGAUUUAACAGCAUUGCAGGAUCUGGAGAAUGCAAAAUUGGGUGCCUGUGAUGAUUAUCCAAGAAAUACUGAAGAUAAACAGCAUUUGGUCUUACAUCUAUUGGAACUUGAGAAUGAGAUAAAGAAGAAAAAUAUCAUCUUGAAAUCUUUAGAGGAUCUAGAUGGUAUCUGUAAAUGGUUUGAUGCCAUAGAGCAGAUUGAAGAUAUAUUAACAAGUGUAAAAGUCAUUGCACUUGAGGAAAACUGCAUUAGGUUUUCAUUGCAGACUUACAUUCCAAACUUAGAAAGUAUUUUGUCGCAACAAACAAUUGAAGCUGUCAAUGUGCCAUUUGAAGUGAAGCUCGAGUUGUUAAUUGAAUUAUUGGAGUGGACCUUGGAUCAAAAGAAUGCUGAGAUAUUUCCGAAUGAUGUAUACAUAAACAAUAUUUCAAAUGCUGCAAAAUGUUUCAGUAAAUGUUCACUGCAGUGGUUUGUAACGAAAGUACAAGACAGAAUUGUUUCUUGCACGAUGAGGCAGCUUGUAGUAAAGAGUGCAAAUAAAUCAGGAUACUCCUUGGAGUACUUUGAUAAAGAUGAGGUGAUGGUAGCUCAUCUGGCUGGAGGAGUUGAUGCAUUCAUAAAGGUCUCUCAAGGUUGGCCAUUAUCGAAUUCUCCUUUGAAGCUGACAUCUCUUAAGAGCUCUGAUCAUAACACAAAGGGCAUUCCUUCAAUUUUUUUGUGUAAGGUUGAGGAAAGGGUGAAUUCCUUGGCUGUGCACAUUUGCCAUAAUCUAUCAAGCUUUGUUGAUGCUGUUGACAAAAUACUCACUGAGCAAAAGCAGUUGGAAAUUGGUUAUGAUGAUACCAUGAAAAACGACCAAUGACACUUCUUCAAUAGUAUCCAUAUUGUCGCCUUUAUAUUGGUUCAAAUUAUUCGAAGAUUUCCAUGACAAUAUUACAUGAAUGACAUCACUUGUAAAUAGCGUCCGGUAUAUAUAUAUAUAUAUAUAUAUAUGUUAUUUGAUGAUUAUUUUUU
Messenger RNA from Morus notabilis, 1488 nucleotides. RefSeq lists its product as uncharacterized. The record is from RefSeq and is a predicted model, not a curated record. The coding region runs from base 83 to 1336 and encodes 417 amino acids. NCBI's taxonomy places the organism in Eukaryota, Viridiplantae, Streptophyta, Magnoliopsida, Rosales, Moraceae. The transcript is spliced from 12 exons.